AUGCACUGCGAGUUCCGAGACUUAGACGAUGCCCUGAUGGAUCGAAUCGUCUGUGGGGUCCGGGACAUCCGUCUGCAACGGCAUCUCCUCGCCAAGCCAGACCUCAUGCUGCAGAAAGCCACUGAGGAGGCUGUGGCCUCAGAAGCUGUUGAACUCUCCGCCCAGGAAAUCCACAAGGCCAGUAGACCGUAUUUAAAGGACUAUGUUGUUGGACAUGUAACACUGUUGGUCUAA
This is a messenger RNA of Podarcis lilfordi (Lilford's wall lizard), 234 nucleotides long. The record is from the annotation of a GenBank genome assembly. Lineage: Eukaryota; Metazoa; Chordata; Lepidosauria; Squamata; Lacertidae.